GCGAGAUUUGUUCUCACUGUUGACGUGACGAGACAUAAGAGAAGAAUAUGUGUUCGAUAGCGCACUUAUCUCGAUAACGCGAGAUAAAUAAUCGGAUAGAUAAAUCGUGUUUUAAUAUUAGGUACUUUUGCACGUAUUUAAAAGUGAGAUUGUAUGGAGUUUAACCUUUUUCGAACCGUAAGCGAGAUCGUAAGCAAUAAUGUCAAGUGCCGUGUUAUGGCUCUCUUCAAAUUGUGUACUAUCGCAUUGAAUUGUACAAUAUAUUGCAGUCUGAGAGGCAACUUAUCUAGCAAGAAAUUUGCGAGUACCUUUUAUUUGUUAAAGCGAUACUGCUCGAACCGCGUUAUGAAGGUUCUCAACGUUGCCGAGAAACAUGACGCGGCCAAGAAUAUCGCUGGUUAUUUGUCACGAGGAACCAGUAGGAGGAGAGAAGGUUUAUCUGUGUAUAACAAGAUCUUUGAAUUUAAUGUGCAACUAUGGGGUCAAAACUGUCAGAUGGUGAUGACGUCUGUGUCUGGACAUUUAUUAGGUUAUGAUUUUAUGGGAGCCUAUCGUAAGUGGCAAGGCUGUCACCCGUUAAGCUUAUUCGACGCUCCAGUAUCCAAGGAGUGCCUUGGUGAAAAUUAUGAAAAGAUCAAGAGAACCUUAGAACGAGAGAUACGAUCCUGUAAUGCGCUAAUCGUUUGGACAGAUUGUGACAGAGAAGGGGAGAACAUAGGCUUUGAGAUCAUUCAGGUCUGCCAGGCAGUUAAGCCUAAUAUCCGUGUGUAUAGAGCAAAAUUCUCAGAAAUUACAAAACCAUCUAUAGAAAGAGCUUUGCAAACUUUGGCAGAGCCAGACAAGGCAAUGAGCGAUGCCGUAGAUGUAAGAAGUGAAUUAGAUUUACGAAUUGGCGCUGCGUUCACGAGGUUUCAAACCUUAAGGUUGCAGAAGGUGUUCCCCAAUACUCUCGGAGAUUUACUCAUCAGUUAUGGAAGCUGCCAGUUUCCAACGCUUGGAUUUGUAGUUGAGAGGUUUCUGGCUAUUGAUCGGUUCAAAUCUGAACCGUACUGGAAGCUGAGAGUGAUCGACGAUCGCGACGGGAUAUCUGUAGAAUUCAGAUGGGCCAGAGUAAGAUUGUUCGAGAAAAUACCUUGUCAAAUUUUUUUGGACAUGUGCUUGGAACGACCCGAAGCUACAGUGGAAAAAAUAACGUGCAAACCGAAAAGCAAAUGGAGACCUCUGCCAUUGGAUACUAUUGAAUUAGAGAAGCAAGGUUCUCGUAAGUUACGCAUAAACGCGAAGGAAACGAUGAGAAUAGCAGAAAGAUUGUACACUCAGGGUCUCAUCAGUUAUCCACGUACAGAAACGAAUAUAUUCCCAAAGGAAUUGAAUCUGGCAUCUUUAGUGGAACAACAAGUAACCAAUCCCAACUGGGGUGGCUUUGCGCAAAAUUUACUGGAGUCUGGCAUAACUCCUAGGCAAGGAAAGAAAAGCGAUCAAGCGCAUCCUCCUAUUCAUCCUACAAAAUAUACUGACAAUUUGCAAGGAAACGAAGCAAAGGUCUACGAAUUCGUGGUUCGUCAUUUUCUGGCUUGUCUGUCAAAAAAUGCAGAGGGCCGAGAAACAACGGUGGAUAUUAACAUAGCCGAGGAAAAGUUCACGGCUAACGGUCUCGAAAUUAUAGCAAAAAAUUAUCUCGACGUAUAUAUAUAUGAAAAAUGGAGUGACAAGCAGAUUCACGUUUAUCAGGAGAGGCAGGUUUUUCGACCAACCAGCAUCGAUAUGGUGGAGGAGAAGACUUCACCACCGAAAUUAUUGACCGAAGCUGAGCUGAUUGCGCUGAUGGAUAAGCAUGGCAUUGGUACGGAUGCCACCCACGCCGAGCAUAUCGAUACCAUCAAGUCCAGGCAAUAUGUGGGUUUAACGGACACCCAACAUUUUAUGCCAGGCAAAUUGGGAAUUGGUCUAGUCAUGGGUUAUGACAAUAUGGGUUUCCAAAUGUCCAAGCCACAUUUGCGCGCGGAUUUAGAAAAAGAUUUACAAUUGAUAUGCCAGCGUCAAAAGAAUCCUAAUGAAGUAUUACAAAAUCAAAUUAAUAAAUAUCGCGAGGUGUUCAAAGUGGCGAUGGAACGUGCCAAUUUGAUAGAUAAUUCUUUAGCACAAUAUCUAGACGAGAGACCUCUCCAAAACGAACAAGUCACACAGCUAGCUCCUGAGCCAAUUGCUAUAUUCAAGUGUCCAAAGUGCAGUUCUAAUAUGGUUCUAAAAGAGAGACGACAAGGUGGGGGAAAGUACAUUAGUUGCAUGGGAUAUCCAACGUGUACCAAUGUGGUCUGGUUCUCAGAAGCCAUAAAAGAUGUAGAGGUUUUAAACGAGAUAUGUAAUCAGUGUACAGAAAAUAUGCACAAAUUAAAGUUUACGUUAGUCAGAAAUGUGAUACCCUUGUAUGGUACUUCUUACACGACUUGUAUAGGCUGUGAUACCACAUUCAAUGAAAUGUUGAAUAUUAAAGAGGAUUGCAUUAAACAAAUUGGAAGACCGCAUAAUACCGGUCACAAUAAUACCAGAGCUACACCAAGCACCAGUACUUUUACUUCAACUACAUCCCAAUCGCGAAGUAUUCAGCCAGUCUCUAAUAGUACAGACUCCAGUAAUACAGGGUCCAGCAGUACAGGAGUUCGAAGUAACAAUUAUGGUUCUAUCGGAAUUUCUGGUACAUCUGGUGCAGGGCGCAUACAAAACCAGAAUUUUAAUGUUUCUCAGCCAAAUAGAUUGAACAAUCCAAAUGCUGUUAACAGAAGUAUGAUAUCGAACAAUAGUGAAAAUCAUACUUCUUGGAUUCAUUCGAAUGAUUUCAACAGUUCAGGGAAUUGGUCAAAUCAAUCUGGGUCCAGAGAUUUUCGUAGUGCAAACAAAUCAACCAAGUUGGGUAACAUUGAUAAUAAUACUGAGAUUAUGUGUAAUUGUCAUGAAAUUGCGAUUCAGUUAACAGUUAGAAAAGAGGGACCAAAUAAAGGACGUCUGUUUUACAAAUGUUCUAAACCGCAAGGUAAUGGUUGCAACUUUUUCUUGUGGGGAUCUGACAGCGCUGAACCUCAAAGUGAUGCAACGAAUGAACAUUCAAGUUGGACAUCUAAUCAGGAAAAUAGAAACAAUGAUGGUGCUGGUCACUUUUCUCGCGCUGGCACUUCUAAUAACGAUUGGGGAAACCCAUCCACGAACGAUGUUAUGUGUCAAUGUAAUCAGCCUGCUCGAAAACUGACGGUUUCCAAGGAUGGCCCUAAUAAGGGACGACAGUUUUACGGAUGUCCUAAAGGUAUGAAUUCUACUUGUAAGUUUUUCAAAUGGGCAGAUGACGGUGAUGCUGGUCAUGAGAACAUGGACUGGACCAAUUCCAUGACAGGAGGAAGAAGAAAUACAGGGCAUAAUAAAGGCAAUGCCCUAAAAAGGCCUACUGGAGCCAAGAGAAAAUGCGGAAAUUGCGGAAUGGAAGGUCAUACAAAGAGGAAAUGUCCAGAAAACUGACAAAAUAAUUUUUUUCUAAUAUAGUUGUUUUUUCUAAUGUAAUUGUAAAUAAUGUACAGAUUUUGUAACGAUUGAAAUCAUAAAAAACUUAAUUAGAAUGGAGCAGUGCUAAACAAGGCUCUUAGCUCCAAGAUUUGACUUGUGCCUUCAUUGCACCUACAUUUCUGUAACUUACUGUAAGAAAUUGAACGAUUCGAUUGGUUGAAAUCUUGUGAAAUGUAUGUGCAAUGAUCUUUAUUAAAGCAACAGUUCUUAAAAAUAUUAAGACAAAUGUUAAAGGAAGUGAUUCUAUAAUCAAUAUUGUUUUAUAGUUUAUUAUUUAUAUCAAGUGCAGAUAACAAUGUUUAAUAAUUAAAGAGGAGAUAAUAAUUAAACGGCAAUUUGUUUGUUAUGAGAAGAAUUAUUUUUCAGUCUAUCCAAUUCUUCUUUCUGCGAGUGAACUUCAGCAGUUGUUUGUGUUAACUAUAACAACGAACAAAUUAAGAUAAGACACAUCACUGUCGUUAUCAACAUUAUUGUUAUAUACUUCUAUUAAUAUUCUGUUAUAAUAUUUAUAAACUUAUUUCAUAUAUGUUA
This is a messenger RNA of Monomorium pharaonis (pharaoh ant), 4083 nucleotides long. RefSeq names its product DNA topoisomerase 3-alpha (gene Top3alpha). Gene Ontology annotation, cellular component: chromosome; nucleus. The transcript is spliced from 11 exons. The record is from RefSeq and is a predicted model, not a curated record. The coding region runs from base 154 to 3507 and encodes 1117 amino acids. Gene Ontology annotation, biological process: DNA topological change. Gene Ontology annotation, molecular function: DNA topoisomerase type I (single strand cut, ATP-independent) activity; zinc ion binding; DNA binding. NCBI's taxonomy places the organism in Eukaryota, Metazoa, Arthropoda, Insecta, Hymenoptera, Formicidae.